AUGUCGAAUGAGGGCCCCGAGCGUGACGAACAAAGGCUACGAGUGCAGGAGGAUAUCCACGCCUCCAAGCAGUGUUUGGAAGUCUGCAAACAGGCAUCCAAGCAAUUCUCUCGUCAGAAGAUACACAUCGUUGGAGAAGUAGUUGCUGACGAUGACACCGAUCAAGUGGUUGUUACAACUCUUGCCGAUCUUUUUGACGUUGGCAAGGUAUUGGCUAAAAGCGGUUCUGCACAACUAGUCGGCUCAAUGACGGAUGAUACGCUGCAAAAACUGACAGCAGAUCGGUAUAGCAGUCGUUUUGGCACCGCAUCCAACUAUCCUGGCCGUGCACAAGUUCGCAGCACUGCCUUGCCAGCAAGUUGUACGAGCCAAGACGGCGACAACCAUACUCCAUACCUAUCGAACAAGGACAGACAAUCCCCAGAUGCGCAUUUGAAGUCUGCCAGACCAUCCCCUAAUGAGGUUAGAAAACGGGCUGCCGAAGGCGGUGGUGCAUACCCGGUGUGAUUAACGCAUCUUAAAAUGGCUGUUGUUCGUGAUCAUGGAUUUUGGCAACUCUUUUUUUCCCUUUUCUGGUAGACAGCACGAUCCUUAUAAAUGUUGUUCGAACAGUCAGUCUAUAUAAACACAACCUAUUAAUUGAGACUGUGCUGACUCGAAUUCUUUUUUAUCUUGUUCUUUCGUAAGGAUACGUGGGAGCAGGGUGACAGCAAGGCAUGCUUGGGGUAUUGAAUGGCUAAUGAGGUGUUGAAUCGUUUACAACAUCACUGGGACGAGCUUCGCUGAAGAA
Pyricularia oryzae 70-15 is the source of this 790-nucleotide messenger RNA. RefSeq lists its product as uncharacterized. The record is from RefSeq and is a predicted model, not a curated record. The transcript has a single exon. NCBI's taxonomy places the organism in Eukaryota, Fungi, Ascomycota, Sordariomycetes, Magnaporthales, Pyriculariaceae. Bases 1 to 507 code for a protein of 168 amino acids.